CCGUAAAAAUUUGGUGGCAUCUUCCUGCGCGCGAGCUGCAGGUUCAAGUUGAAGUUUGUUAACAUGUAGGCCGUAUAAUACUUACUGCUGCUGCGCCUGCCACAAAUACGUCUGCUUACGUCAUCGGGCUACAUAGCAAAUUUGUAUUACGUUAAACACUGUGAGCCAAUUUUACACCGGAACAUACAUAUGCGUAUUUUGAGAAAGUAAUCCACAUCGCGACGUGCAUAUCAGCAAGUGUUGCGAUUUGUUGUUUGUGGAUGCAAACAAGCGCUUGCUGUCCUAUCCAUAACUAAAUUUGCUUGCGCUUAACGGUCAGUAGACUGCGCUUAGCGGCAAACAUCGCCGGGAUCUAUGGAAAUGUCUUUUCAAUGCGGAAACUGAAGCGGCGCAUGGGAAAUAUUGCAUACACUGUUUUUCCGAUAUCCAGAUUAUGGAUUAAAUACAUUUUUUGUCUGAAAAAAGUUCACACCGGUGCGCUGCGGAACUAGUACUGCGUGUAUCUGGAAAUCUGUGGCGGCAAUCAUGACGGAUGCGUUGGCAACAAAUCUGACGGCAACAACUAUCAGCACAAUUGCCGUACAAACAGGACGUACACGGAUUGUGCUUGCUGUGCUGAAGCACAAGGAUGAGUUACACCUGCGGGUUCAAGAAAUGGAGCCGGGGAUUGCCGACAUUGGAAAAUCGCUGGAGGAGGCAAUAUCUUUGGCCAAAGAGCAUAACGAAUGCUUGGCCAAACUUGCGGCUAAACAACCAAACGUGGAGGAAUUGCUGGCUCAAGCGGAUGACUUGAUAAUCACCCAACAACCCAAACGGGAAGUUUACGGCGCAAUGGCCGAUAGUCUGGGUCAGGCUUGGCGUGAUUUGAAUGAUCUUCUGGAAUAUCGGAGACUUCUUUUAGAACGAGCUAUUGCGUUCCACCAGAAGGUUGAAGAGUGCAACCAAAAAAUUACUGAAACUCAAAAAGAAAUGGAGAAAGUUAUGGAUAGCUACACCGGUAGCGCAAAAGAUUGGCUACAGGAAAACACGAUGAUUCGUAAAGACAUUUUGGAGUCGUCGAUGCGGCUGCUUGGCGAAGCUCAAGCUCUGGUGGAGUUCAUUAAUGAUUUACGGCGCAUACCAGCCGCCGACUCGCGAGGUUACGACCAUGCAACCACAGCUGCAUGCCACAUUGUAGAGGAAUUGCUGGAAAAAGUACAUGACCGGCGGAAACGAUUGGAAGAACUGUGGCAGCGACGCCGGCAACAACUGUUAUCGCACCAAAAUUUCCUCUCAUUACAGCAAAGCAUGGAGAAAUUACGGAAAUUGUUUGAAAUUCUCCUAGCGGCGGAUAAAAAAUUCACAACCAUUGGAAGUAACCUUCCAGAAUCCAAAACGAUCUGGACAGCUCAUCAACAACAUGAAACCAGCGCCAAAGAAAUUUACGAUAGCUCGUUACAACUGCGCCGCCUUCACGCACAAAUUUCGCCUUGUCCACCGGAAGUGGAUCGGGAAUUUCAGCAACUUGUUGAUCAAAUUGAAAAAACUUAUCUGCGCAUUGACCGGCGCCGCUUUGUGUUGAGCCUUACCGUGGAAUUUUAUGAAAAAUACCAGAGCACUCUGACGAUAAUUUCCCAGACGGAUCAAGCGUUGAACCAAAUGGAUACACAGAAGGAGCAAAUUAAGCCGCAAGAUUUGGUGGCACGGCAGAAGGAACUGUUGGACAGCGCGAAAUUUGCUGCUGCUCCAGUUUUCCAUGAGGGCCAAAUGUUACUGGAGCGCGUAGAGACACUUGACGCCGGCGGAGUUGAGCACGCCCUACGUGAUCUGCAAAACGCAUUAAAUGCUCUGACCGCGAAAUGUGCCGCUUUGCAAAGUUCGCUGGCCAAGAGAGGCGAGGUCUUUCGGAAAUUUACGGAAAUUUAUACUUCGUUGUAUGAAUGGACAGUUCACGUGGUCGAAGUUUUGCUCAAGGCUCAUCGAAUUUUACCUCCAUCUUUAAAUGGUGCAAAGGAUUUUCUGGAUCUGCAUGAACAAUUAUACGACGAAAUGAGGACACGUGAUUCGGACUUUGAAGCGUUGAUGACCCUGGUUGCUCAAAUUACCAAACAGCCGGCUGGUCUUGAUCCGGCUGAAUUAAAGGAAGUCGCGGAGAAAUCGGCCGAAAUGAAAACCCGCUGGAGUGACCUAGAAAGCAUGCUCAAAUCCCGGCUGGAUAUCGUCUUGCCGUAUGCAGAAUUCCAGAAGGUGGCAUCUCGGGUUUCCGCUGAAGUGGAUGUCUUGCGCAGCAUAUCCAAUUUGUACAAUGAAGAUCCGUCCUCGGAACUGCACGCCAGCAACUUCGAACACCGAUUGACCAUAUUACACGAUUUGAUCAGCGCCUUACAACAAAAAGCCGGUGAUUUCUUCACAACCACCCCCAAGGCUCCUGCGGCACAAGUCGACGUCAGUCAAGCGGCGGCAGCCGUCAAUUCCACUCUGGAGCGGUUGCAGGAAGAUUUGAAGAAUUUCGCUAACAUUACGAAAGCUUCGCAGAGUAUGCGUCAGAAACGAACAGUUUGGCGGGAAAUUGUGGAAGAAGUCCAUCAGACCAUAACUUGGAUCAUCAAAACGGAGCGGGAAGCCUUCCAGGGACUGCAGCUGGGAUAUCUCGGUGCAAACCAGGAGGAAACGGAUCAACUCCGAUCCAAAUUAUCGGCUUUCGAGCCGACGCUUAAUGAGGUUCGUAGCAAGGUGGAUCGAUUGGUCCAGACAGCCAAAGCCCCGCCUGUCGAUGCCGAAACGGCUUCGGAAAGGGACAUGGUCGUUAAUGACCUUACCAAAGCAUACGAACGAUUUGUCCAACGUAUCGAAGAAUACAAAGUUCUGCUCAAGAUGGCCAGUGAAUUUUAUGGUCGUGUUAACGAGCUAGAAAAACUGAUGUUUUCGUAUGAGAAUAUGAUCAACACUUCGCUGCCGGGUGGUGUGGAAGCCACAGAACAGUUCAUCCACCGCCACAGCGAACAGCGUGAACAUAUUACGCGGGUAUACGAAGACGUCGUCCACAUGGGCGAUGUCAUAAUCAACAGGAUCCGGCAAAAUUAUCCACAGUCCAUUGAUCUGGACACCUUCCACAAAAGUGUCAAGGACAAACGCGCCACGUGGGAUCGGAUCUGGAAUCAACAAAAUCUCCUGUUGCAGAACCACCUUAACGUAAUGAAACUGCGGAAAGACGGCGAAGAACUUCGCCAAAGAAUCACUGAUUUGACCGAUCAACUUAAUCGACGUAAAGAGGAAAUGGGCGAAAGCUUGCAAGGAGCAAAAAGGAUACAGGAAAUUCAAACCAGUUUUACCCAAAGCGUUGAAACGAUUUCGACACAAGUCAAAAAUUAUGUGUCGACUGUGACCACUUUCGUUUCUACCCCCGAGGCCGCUAAACAAUUUCCCGAUAUCCGUCCAGCGAAAGACGAGGUGGAAAAAUUGUGGUCUACAUUCUACCGUGACGUGGGUGCCAUGACAAAGAGGACAGAACUAGCCGUAAACUUCUACGAAAAACUCGAGGAGGCGGAGCAAUGGUACAAAGAAGCCACUCAGGCACUUGUGACAAUCGGGCGGAAGACAACCGAGUGCAAAGGUCCGGAAGACGCUAACAAUGUUUUGAGUCAAAUGGAACAUUUUUUGGGUCCGGGGGAAAAGAGACAAGAAGAACGGGUCAAAUCAUUAAUGGAAAUUAGUCUGCAAGUUUUCGGCCAAAAAGGUCCCAGUCGAGUGGAAUAUCUGAUUAAGAAGAACCGCGAUGUUAUGGAGUCAUUCUCAGUCAUCAGUAAUGAGCUCUUCAGUAUAGCGGAGAAUCUUCACUCAAAAACUGUAAAGUUAACACGAUCGAAGUCGAACGAAGAACUCGAAGCCGGCCAGCCGCCGACAAAGACACAAAAACUGGACGAGCACACCAUUCCCGUUGUACAUGAGAAACCGGUAGCGGCUCCAGCUGUCCCCGUGGCUCAAAAAGCUCAGCUACAGCCGGCCAGAUUUGAAGAGCAAUUGCACCAGGUAGACGUGCCUGCUGGAAAACCAGCCGAAUUUCGGUGCCGUGUGGUUGGCUUGCCGGUGCCGGUUGUCAGAUGGUUCCGUGAUGGGAUGCCGAUUUCCAAUAAUCCUGAUUACCGAAUCACCUUCGAUUCACAAACCGGAGAAUGUGCGCUAAAAAUCGAGGAAACUUUCCCGGAGGAUACGGGAUUGUUUAGUUGUUCAGCGGAGAACUCCGGUGGUUUAGCGGUUUCCGAAGCGCGCCUGAAUGUUCUGGACGAAGAAAUGCCGACUGCUGAAAUGACGCCCCCGGUGUUCUUAAAGACACCGCAGGAUGCCACCGCCGUUGAGGGAUCCGGUUUGCAGUUCGAAUGUCAGGUGAUCGGCAACCCUCGGCCGACCGUGACCUGGUACAAAAACGGUAUAGCUAUUGUGCCUGGAAAAACAAAGUUACGGGUCUUACCACCCAACGAAGAAGGAACCACACAACUGAUUAUCCCCGCAGCCAGUGUUGAAGAUCAGGGCGUGUACGAAUGUAAAGCUUUGAAUCCACGAGGUGUUGCCACGUGCUCCAUUACGUUUACGGCUCCUACGGAAAGCGGCGAGCAGUCUCCUUUCUUUACCAAACUGCUGACUAAUCAGAUCGGUGAACUGGGCGAGCUGGUCAAGCUGGAAUGUCACGUUAGCGGCGUGCCGGCUCCGGAUAUUGAAUGGUUACAAAACGGCGCUGUGUUGCACGAUAGCCGAAAUCGUGUAAUAAAAUUCGACGGCAAAAUCGCAACCUGUGUUAUCUUUGAAUAUUCACCUCCGAAUGCCGGGACGUAUGUAUGUAAAGCUAGAAAUAAAUUAGGCGAAGCAGUUACCACUUGCAUUGUGGAUGCUCAGCUCCCAUCGACGCCGGUUGUUCCUCGUACACCGGAACAUACCCCUGAAAGGGCAGACCUUCCGGAGGUCAAACCGGAGUUCCAAAUGCCGCUUUUGGCGCAAACGGAAACGCAGCCCGGACAACAGGUGCGCUUAGAAGCAAUAAUCAAAUCCCAACCGGAGGCAACUGUGACUUGGACGAAAAACAACAAUGUCGUUAUUGUUAAUGCUAAUACCACAGUGGGAAAGGAAGCCAUCCCUUCUCAACCAUUCACUCAUCGGCAUUUUAUCCUGAUAGACAAAGUCACAGCUUCAGAUGUGGGCCCAUAUGCAUGUGUGGCAAAGAAUUCAGCUGGCGAAUCACGAUCUCACACUGUCGUUCUCUUGCCUCCGUCACCACCCCAAAUUCCUGAAGCGGCGCCUCCUCCACCACAGAAGACCAGUCAGGUGACGCUGAUACCGUCAUUUCCGCAAAUCCUUCCGGAAAGUCUGGAAUUCAGCGAAGGGCAACUCAUUAAACUGGAAACGACAGUAAUCUCGCAGCCGGCGGCCGAGGUGCAGUGGUUCAAGAAUGGAGUGCUACUUACUCCGAGUGCUCAGCUGGUGGUGGGCAGAGAAAAACUGCAACAAAAUCCAGAAACUGACCGUCUUUUCAUCGUUAUCAACAGCCCGACGGUAGACGAUCAAGGUGAAUAUGUUUGUUUGGCGCGGAAUAGUGCUGGUGAAGCGAAAGCGCAGUGCACCGUGUCCGUGAAAGAGAAACCAAAAGGACCGGAAGUGCCACCGAAACCGUCCGUCCUCCCUUUCAAACCGGAAUUCGCGCGGCCCCUACCAAACCAUGUUGAGGUUUCUGACACUGAACCACUUCGACUUGAAGCAAUAAUCGAAGCGCAGCCGGAAUCCGCCGUGCAGUGGUACCGAAACGGAAACGUUGUUGUGGCUGACGUGGACAUUUCGCUAGGAAAGGAACCACUGAGCACUAAUCCACAAGUCGACCGGCAUUAUCUGAUAAUAUCCAAUCCGCUACCAGUUCAUUCUGGACAGUACGUGUGUGUGGCAAAAAAUCCCGAGGGCGAAACAAAAACCACCUGCAACGUGAAAAUCCACACAAAAGUACCGCCGCCAGUGCCGCCUAAACCGCCCAAGCCGGAAUUUAGAAAAAACUUGCCACAAAACGUGGAUGUCCAGCCGGGUAACCCUCUACGUCUGGAAGCAAUCGUGUCCAGCGUAGGAGAGCCGCAAGUGCAAUGGAGAAAAAAUGGUAAUGUGGUCCUGGCCAGUGUCGAUAUUUUGAUGGGAGAAGAGCCAGCCAAAGUCAGCACUUUUCAUCAUGAUUUGACCCAGCCGAAAGAGAGCCGCUGCUUUCUGGAAAUCAAGAACCCCAAACCGGAACAUUCGGGAGAAUAUGUAUGCACGGCCAAGAAUGACGAGGGGGAGACCACGACAAGAUGCGUUGUGGUGGUCAACGAAGCCGAUGUAGCUUCCGUAGCACGGACGGAGACGCACGUUAAACCCGCUCCACCAACUCUUCCUAAACCACUCCACGACGCUACUGUAACGGAAACUACUGUCCAGAACAUGCCACCCGGCGAUGAGGGCUACUAUAAAAAUACAACUGUUACGAGAAUCGAGGAGACCAACGUUGUUCGAUACGAAGGUGCGCCGCCCGAUAUGGAAGCUCCGAGGUUCACUGAGUUGUCGGUUGACCAUACGGUAGAAGAAGGUCAUUCUCUGCAACUAAAAUGCAGCGUAUCAGGAACUACACCCUUGGAAAUUAAAUGGUUCAAAGACGAUGUUGAAAUUCCCAAGCAUGCGGAUUAUCUGACUCGAUAUAAUCAAGCUACCGGCGAAUGCGUAUUGGAGAUUCCGGAGGUUUUUGCAGAAGAUGCCGGUGUUUUUAUGAUCCAGGCGGUUAACCAGGCCGGUAUCGGAAAGUGCUACUGCAAUCUUAAGGUGGCAGAUUUGAUAGCCCAGCCAAGUAUGCCUGCAGCACCGCGAGUGGCGGAAAAGCCUGUUUUACCUCCGCCACAAUUUCUGCAGUUGUUCCAUGACACUGCGGUGGAAGAAGGAGGUCCCGUUCGACUAGAAUGCACCAUAUCGGGUCCACAGUGCCACGUCCAGUGGCUAAAAGAUGGUGUAGUGCUCAACAGCAUUGAGUACGACAUUCGUAAUGUCGGUCAGAAACACAGUCUCACGAUUCCGUACUCCAGACAACAUGACAGCGGAAGAUACGUCUGCCAAGCCGACAACAGCCAGGGCAAAGCUACUUGUUCCGCUCAGAUAAACGUUAAACCAGUCGAAAAACAGCCAGAACCCCGUCCACCCCACUUUCCCCCGUUUGAAAAGACGUUUGUUCGGGAAACUCCUGAGAUCAGUUUACCCCCUCCGGUGGAGGUGACCGAUGUGGUGGAGGAGCGUGAAAAGGUCACCGAGACAUAUGCCCGGCCCUUUAUGCCGCCUUCACCACCCCAAGUGAUGCCCAAGCCGGUUACUGUACCGGUGACACCAAAGAAAUGGGUGCCACCUUCACUAGAACAAGAAAAGACCUUUGCUCGAGUGGAGCAGGCGUUUAAUUUAACCCCAACCGUACCAGACUACAGACCGGUACCUCUGGAGAAACCGCAUGCGACACAGUUUACUACAAUACCUCAAGAGCCAGUCCGCGAGCAGCCGGUGCGACCGAUUAUCUGGUCACCUCAUGCAGCUCCGGCUAAAAACUUAACGGAAUUCGUUCCUAGUGCUCCAGUGCCGUUUGUGCCGCCAACCGAGCUAACACCGCCCACGUACACACUGAAGCUGCUGUCUCGCGGUGUCAAGCCCGGCGAAAAAGUUGUCUUCGAAGCCCGCGUUGUUGGCAGCCCCACCCCCGAAGUGACGUGGUUCCGAGAAAACGUUCCCAUAAAGAACUCCACUGAUUUCCGCAUAACCCACCACGGUGAUCUGCAUCAGCUGACCAUCCCGGAAGCCUUUCCGGCCGAUGCCGGACACUACAAAAUUCGGGCUGUUAACCCGGCCGGCGAGAGUAUCUGCAUUGCGGAAUUAGUAAUUCUCCAGCCCGGACAAAUUCUCCGCGACACCGACGACUUUACUACAUUUACCGCCACUCGACCAGUGCCUGUGUCGCAUACGCCGACAGCUGGGGCGCCUCACUUUGUGCGGACACUCUAUCCACAACACAUCACUGAACGCAACCGAGUUGUGUUAGAGUGCGAAUUAUCCGGUGCACCCGGUGAGCCGGUGACCGUACAGUGGUUCCGCAAUAGUGUAGAAAUCCAGCCCAGCACCGACUACCAACAGAAAUUCAAAAACGGAAUCUGCACAUUGGUGAUCCCGGAGGCGUAUCCAGAAGAUUCAGGCGAAUAUACGUGUCGCGCUACCAACAGUCUAGGCAGUCGCUCCUCAACCGGCUUUCUAACCGUUGAGCCAUCCCUGCCAACGGCUGGUCCGAAAAUAGCGCCAGCUGUCCUGCCCAAGCAGCAGCCAGUUUCACAGUUUCAUACCGUACAGCCUCUUCAGUCAGCAGCCGCUGCACCGCAUUACGACGUCGUUAAGCCAAAAAAACCCAACAUCCAAUCAUCCAACGUCUCAUACCGGAAUGCUGUGUCGGAUCACAGCGAUGUGGAUAUGGGCGACGCCGGUCUUGGCAUCUAUUCACCGUUAUCCAAUCGUCAGCAGGCGCUAAAGCGUCCUGCCUUGGGUCAGGCGCAUACCUCGUCGGGUUCGGAUUUCGUUCCGGAUGCUUUUGAGAAGCGCUUGCUAACCGAAAGUCAGUAUCGGGAGUCUAGUUUUCUGAGCAGUACGGAGCUGCGGCCCGAAUCCCGUGGCGACAUGAAUGGCUACGGCAGCGGCGGCAUGGAACCGCCGCGAUUUAUCCAGGUGAUCGCACCGGUGCGCGUGGCCGAGGGAGCCGAAGUACAGCUGUAUGGACGAGUCAGCGGAAAUCCUCGGCCCAUUGUGUCAUGGCUGAAAAACGGCCAGCGACUGCCAGCAUACUCCGCUCGGCAUGUUUACCAUCAGGACGGCGAUUAUGUCGGCCUUACCGUUCGCAUGGCGCUAAAGGAAGACGCUGGAAAUUAUACGGCAAUCGCAGAAAAUCCUGUCGGACAGGAUGCGUGUUCAGCGACCGUCACCAUUGACCAUAGGCAGCAACCAGUACUGCAAAGAGUGAAUUCCCAACCGGAUCUGCAUCGCCAACAAUCUGCGAGCGGAAUACGACAUCGAGAUUCAUCGCUCGGUCCCAGACAGCACGCGGACGAAGGAACAUACGACAAAAGUAUGGCACCGCGGUUUGUCUCCGUGCCACCGGAAGCUCACAUCAAGGAAGGUCAAAUGUUUCGACUGGACUGUCGGGUCAGUGGCCGACCCUACCCAGAUGUUAUUUGGUUCAGAAAUGGAGUGGAAGUGCUGGAUGAUUGGACACACAAGCUCAUAGUCAAUGAAAGUGGAGCCCAUUCCUUAAUGAUCACUCAUGCCAUGUUAGACGAUGGCGGACAGUACCGUUGUGUUGCCCGCAAUAUUUCUGGCGAAACGCAGUUUGUCGUGAAUGUAACCGUGGAAGAAUCAGACAAAUUAACUGCACCGAGCUUUGUGCAAAAGCUAAUUAAUCAACAAGUAAAGGAAGGCGAACCGGUGACAUUACAAGCGCGUGCCAUUGGUAUGCCGGCUCCUACCAUCACUUGGCACAAGGGAGCAGUCGAGAUCUUCUCCGGACCCGAAUAUCGCAUUGAUACUAGAAAUGGUGUAUCCACACUUGUUAUGGAUAAUGCCACACUGGGUGAUUCAGAUUGGUACCAGUGUCAUGCUAGGAAUUCUGUUGGGACUAGUUCGACAAAAGCCAAAGUUACAGUUGAGGCUUUGCCCAGAGACCUUAUUAUCCCUGGUGGUUUUUACGUUCCUCGUGUUCCACGACGCGAAGAGCAGCCUCCACAGCAACCGGAAACGUAUCGUUUACGGCCUUCCCGACAGCCACCAUCCUACAUGGGAGCGGCUUCUGCGCACGGUGGUCCCGGUGGAGAGAAACCGUCAUUCACUUCUUUGCUGAACGAUCUGGAGUUGUACGAAGGCGAUCGGGCGCACUUUGAGACCUGUCUGAUUCCGAUCGGUGACCAAACAUUGCGCGUCGAGUGGUAUCACAACGGCCAGCUCAUCCCAUCAGAUUCGCGGCAUAUUUUUGGCAACAAUUUUGGCUUCGUCAGUCUGGAUAUUCUUAACUUAACCACGUCAGAUGCUGGGGUGUACACAUGCCGGGCAAUAAAUGCCGCCGGUGAGGCCCAGCAGACCGCUACUUUGCGAUGUUAUCCACGGCAGAAUCCGGCUUAUAACCAGCAGUUCAGCGGCUCGGGAGCACCAGUCUAUCAGCAGCCCAUCAGCGGCGGUGGCGCCAUGCCGCCCUUUAAGCAGAAAGGCCCAGCGCUAGCGCCGAAACCCAAGUUUGCCAAGCAACUGAAAAACCUGGAUGGACUUCCGGAAGGCAGUGUAGCGGUUUUCGAAGCGCAGAUUGAGCCGGCUGAUGAUCAGCUCAUGAAAGUGGAAUGGUUCCGUAAUGGACAGACCAUCCAAAUGAGCGAACGAUUUGAUAUGAAGUACAUGUUUGGUCGCGCCGUGCUAACUAUCAAACAGCUCCGUCCGGAAGACAGCGGGAUGUACAUGGUCAAAGCUCACAAUGGAGCCGGUGACGUCCGCAGUAGUGCCACGUUGAGGGUUGAACCAGAGCAAAGCGGCCGGGCAGUGGGAACGCACCAUUCAUCAACCAACAUCAAGCAAACCUACAAUACGUCAAGCAGCAUCGUGCCUCAGUAUGACGGAUAUAACGGUUACAAUCAAGUAUCAUCCACACACAAUACGAGCGGCUACGAUGGAUACGAUAAGGUCACCCGAACGACUACGACCAAGACGGUCUACAAUUCGUCGCUUUCGGUGCAGCCGGCUGCUCCCACCUUUAUGAGACAUCUGGAGCCAGAUUACAACGUUCUUGAAGGUUCUCGACUACAUAUGGAAGUUAGAGCUACAGGACAAGGCGACGAUUUGGUGUUUACUUGGCUUAAAAAUGGCCAGCCGGUGCAUUCAGAUAAUCGCGUCAGGACUUCCUUCGCUGAGGGCUAUGCGGCCAUUGAUAUUCUGACUGUUUAUCCGGAGGAUGCCGGAGUAUAUACCCUGAGAGUGGCAAAUGCUGCUGGAGAAGCGUUUACGUCGACAACGUUGCACUGUAUCCCAGCUCCUCAACCGUAUCCACAACCGCGACCAGCUCCGCAGCCUCAACCACAACCUCCUAUACAGCGCCAUGUCAGCCAGCAGGAAACUCGCACCCAGACAACAACUAAUUUUGAUCGACAAGUGUCUUCGUCCAAAACGGCAUCCAGUGCCGCUCAGGUGCAACCGACUGCGCCCGGCCAGGCACCCGUGUUCACGCAGCCGUUGCACAAUGCUACGGCUAAGCAAGGAGCACCAAUCCAUCUAGAAUCGAGACUGAUCCCAGUGGGAGACUCCACAUUAACGGUACUAUGGUAUAAGGACGGGCAGCCACUGCAGGCUGGUGCUCGUUUCAAAACCACAAACGACUGGGGUCAUGUUGCUUUGGACAUUAUUCACAGCUAUCCAGAAGAUACUGGUGUCUAUACGUGCCGAGCCAUUAAUGCCUUUGGCGAAGCGGCAGUUAACUGCAAAAUCUCUGUUGCUGGAGAAAAGUCAAUUUCUUAUGAGUCUUCGACAGCUGCUAAUCUGGAAAAUAUUCAGCAUCUGGAAGACUGGAGCAGCCGCGACAUUCGUCCGCGGGAAGUGACCACUGUAGUGUUGCCGCCCAAGCUGUUGAAGCCGCUGCGUCCGGAACAAACAAUGCCGGAAGGGAAGUCUGCUCAUUUUGAAUGUCAAAUUCAGCCUACCGAAGGCAUUCAGGUUGAAUGGUACAAGAAUGGACAACCAGUUACGGCAAGUUCUCGCAUUCGUACCGUAUGUGAUUUCGGCUUUAUCGCCCUGGACAUCAUUGGUGUCCGUCCAGACGAUGCAGGCGACUGGGUCUGCGUGAUCAAAAACAAAGCAGGACAAGUGGAAACCCGAACACGUUUGAACGUAUUGAACGAAGCGUCCAUGCUGUUAGGAACAGAUAAUCCCGAUCGACUGGUGCAGUUACAGCACUUGGAGGAAAAGCGAGUGUAUUCCCAAAAGGAGCUGUCAUCGCAUGUGGAGCGCCCACAGUUCCGGACCCCAUUACACAAUCACACUAACCUAGUCGAGGGCACUUCCGUCCAUCUGGAAACGCGUUUGACGCCCAUUAACGAACCAACUCAGAAAGUGGAAUGGUUUCACAAUGGUCGUCCACUGCUCGAUGGGUCCAGAAUAAAGACCGUGAACGAUUUUGGAUUUGUGGCGUUGGACAUUUCGAAUUUGCAUCCCGGGGAUAGCGGGUUGUACAUGGUCAAGGCGACUAAUGCGGCCGGCGAGGCAGCACAAACGUGUCAAAUUCAAGUGCUUAGCGAAAAAAGCAUUCUCACGCAGCCAAUCAAUGCCCAGAGCCUUAGCCAAAUUCAGCGCUUUGAAGAUGUUGACAGGACCUAUCACGUUGCUGACCAGGUGACCCCUUCCCACGCUCCUCGAUUCUUGAGUCAAAUCAAAAGUCAAGACAUCCCAGAGGACCAGCAUGCCCACUUUGAAUGCCGCUUGGAACCUAUUAACGACUCUAAGCUGAAGGUGGAAUGGUACAAAGAUGGACAACCACUGCAGGCCAGCCAUCGCUUCAAAACCACUCAUGAUUUUGGUUAUGUCGCUUUACAUAUCGUUGGAGCCACCGCAGAAGAUACCGGACGCUACACCGUAGUUGCUCAUAAUCAGCUGGGUCGUAUUGACCAAUCUGCUGACCUACUUGUGCGCGGCAAGAAAACAAUAUCUUUCGAAACCCAAAACCCGGAAGGUCUGCACAAAAUCCAACAACUGGAGGCAUGGCGCAGUUCCACCCAUCGCGAACCUAUUGCGCAAGAUGCUCCGUCACUUGCACCGCGUUUUGUUCAGCCACUCCGCACGCAGCGAUCGGAUUUAUCUGAAGGCCAGCAAGCACAUUUUGAGGCCCGACUGGAGAAUGUCGACUCCAACACCCGAGUGGAGUGGUUCCAUAACGGCCGACCGGUGCCUCAAGGCAGCCGCUACCGAUUCAUUAAUGACUUUGGUUACGUGGCCUUGACCAUUGGCGAUCUGCGUGCGGAUGAUGCCGGCGAGUAUGUAGUACGUGCGUACAACGAUAAAGGCGAGGACGUUACCGCAGCGCGAAUUACAGUGUUGGCUAAAAAAUCCUUACUCACGGAUACACUACAUGCGAACAGUCUGGGCAAAAUUCAGCAAUUGGAAAGCUACGAUGCCGCUCCUCUGAAGGGGCCCGAUGAACGACCCAACAUCCAGCGACCAGUUUUCACGGUGCCAUUUCGCAACCUCGAACUAACCGAAGGUGACAAGCUCCACCUGGAAAGUCGAUUGAUCCCAGUUGGAUGCAAAGUGGAAUGGUUCCAUAAUGAACGACCUAUUGAUGUCGGCUCGCGAUUCGGCGUGACGAACGAUUUCGGAUUCGUGGCACUGGACAUCGCCGAUAUUCGGCCGGAAGACGCCGGGACAUACACUUGCCGUGCCACCAACGAGCUGGGCCAGGCCGUCGCCACGUGCAGCGUGCUUGUGAGGGGCACGAAGUCAAUGUAUUUGGAAACUGCACAUCCGGAAGCCUUACAGAAAUUGCAAGCUCUUGAAUCUUAUGCUCCUGAGAAACGUGAGGAAGCCGAGACUAAGCACGGCAAACCAGUGUUUACGAUUCCUCUACAGGCAAACGUCGAAAUCGGAGAAGGGGAACCGUUGCGCCUGCACUGCCAGCUGGUUCCUGUUGGUGAUCCUACUCUUCAGAUUGCAUGGUUUUUCAAUGGGGUGCCCUUGAGGACCGGUUCGCGUUUCCUGCAUGUAAACGAGUUUGGUCAUAUUGGACUGGAUCUUUCUGCUGCGUAUCCGGAAGAUUCUGGCUUGUACACCGUUCGCGCUACGAAUGCCGCUGGAGAAGCCGUAACCAGCACCAGUGUCCGCUGCUUGAGCAAAGCCUCACUCCUUACCGGCACACUACACCCGGAAAGUCUGCCUCGUAUACAGCAACUAGAAGAACAUCCUCCGCUUAAACCAGAACAAAUGGAGCUUGAAUAUGGACCUCCUCGUUUUGUUACGACGCUGCAGAAUGUGGACAAUUCCAAGGAACACUCGAGUGCUCAUUUCGAAUGCCGACUAGAGCCGAGUCGUGAUCCAACAAUGAAAGUAGAAUGGUUUCAUAAUGGACUUCCUCUGCCGGCCGCUAAUCGAAACCGGCUAACGCAGGACUUUGGUUUUGUCGCACUGGAUAUUAAUCAGCUUACCGAAGCAGACUCCGGCGUUUAUAUGGCAAGAGCAUUCAAUAAACACGGCGAAGCGUUCACCAGUGCUCGAUUAAUCUGCCAAGGGUCUAAAGGUGUCCAGUCGGCCGCACAGACUUCCGACAUGGCUUUGCAACGCAUUGCCGUACUGGAAGAUGCUAACCGUGCAACAUUUACCAGUGAAUCCAAAAUGUUCCAACCGGAAGAGGGUGGUAUGGCACCCCGGUUCACAUCUACACCGAAGGAUUUACUGUUAAAGGAAAAUGAUAUGGCUCAUAUCCACUGUAAUGUCACUCCAACCAACGAUUCCAGUCUGGAAAUUAUGUGGUUCAGAAAUGGACAACCGCUCCAUGCCAGUUCAAGAAUAAAAACGCUAAACGAUUUUGGAUUUGUUGUACUGGAGAUCAGUGGUAUUCAGACGGAGGACUCUGGACAGUAUGUGUGCAUGGCUCGCAACAGAUAUGGCCAAGAUAGGGUAUCGUGCACCAUCCAGUGCAGCGGUCAGCAUGGUGUCCAGCUGGCGACUUUGCACCCUGAAAGUCUCCCGCGUAUCCAGCAAUUAGAGGAACUUCCGCCUCUUGCUGCCCCUGAAGCUGAACUUGAUUUCGGUCCUCCACGAUUUGUCACGACAUUGAACAAUGUGGAUGAUGCCGUCGAAGGCGCAACGGCACACUUUGAAUGCCGCUUGGAGCCCAGCCGUGAUCCAACGAUGAAAGUAGACUGGUUCCUCAACGGUCGUCCGCUGCCGGCCGCCAAUCGCAAUAGAUUGACACAAGACUUUGGGUUCGUUGCGCUGGAUAUCAACCAAGUUACUGAAGACGAUUCCGGGGUCUAUAUGGCUCGUGCUUAUAACAAACACGGCGAAGCUUUUACCAGUUCCCGACUCACAUGCAGAGGCACUAAAGGGGUGUAUUCAGCCGCGCAAACGUCGGAGAUGGCUCUUCAACGGAUCGCCCAGUUGGAAGACGCCAACCGUGCAACUUUCACCAGCGAAUCCAAAUUGUACCAACCGGAUGAGUUUGGUCAAGCCCCUCGAUUCACCACAACGCCCAAGGAUCUGUCGCUGAAGGAAGGCGACGUUGCUCAUGUUCACUGCAAUGUGACACCGACAAAUGAUUCGACAUUGGAAAUAAUGUGGUUUAAAAACGGUCAACCCUUGCAUGCUAGUUCACGGAUGAAAACCCUUAGCGAUUUUGGAUUUAUUGUUUUGGAAAUUAACGGCAUACAAACAGAAGAUUCCGGACAGUACGUCUGCAUUGCGCGGAAUAAAUUUGGAGAAGACCGGGUGACCUUUACGAUUCAGUGCAGCGGAAAGCGUGGCGUCAUGAUGGAUACUCAACAUCCCGAAAGUUUAGAGAAGAUCCGCCGACUGGAAGAGCCGGAAGGUCGUGAUGUUCCACAAGUUCCUGACAAGCCCAAAGUGCAGCCAAAAAUCCUUAAUCCCCUUCAGCCACAAGCUGUUUUGGAAGGCUCACCUGUCCAUUUCGAAACUCGCAUCACGCCGACAGAUGACGUGGACAUGGUGAUCGAAUGGUUCAUUAACGGCCGUCCACUACGAGCCGGACACCGUGUUCGCACCAUUAACGAUUUUGGCUACAUUGCUUUGGACAUUCUUUAUGUCCGCCGCGAAGAUUUUGGAAAGGUUACGUGCCGGGUGCAUAACAGCUUGGGGGUGGAUGAAGCAUCAACUACUUUGUCACCAUUAGGCACUGGACCACAGCCAGCGCCACAGUUUACCACUCCACUGCAGAAUAUUUCCAAUGUUCAAGAAGGCGAGAACAUCCAUUUGCAAGCAACACUGGAACCAGCCAAGGAUCCCAAACUGUCAGUAGAGUGGUACUGGAACGGAAAGCCGAUUAUUCAUGGCUCGCGAGUAAAAACCAUCCAUGAUUUCGGUUUCGUCGUACUGGAAAUCUCCCCGGUUUACGGAGAAGAUUCCGGAACGUACACCGCAGUAGCGCGGAACGAAGCGGGAGAGGCUGUGACCAGCUCCAGUGUCACUGUGGAAAGCAAGAAAGGUCUAAUUUUGGAUUCACAAUUGCCCAGCGACAUGCGUGACAGUUCCAUCCAAAAGAUUCAGCAGAUCGAAAGUGCAUCAAUGCACACGUAUAUCCCGGAAACGGGACCAGUCGGACCCACUCAACCGCCACGUUUCGUUUCUUCCGCGCAUGAUGUUGACGCCAAAGAGGGCGGAAUGGCGCAUUUUGAACUGCGCUUUGAGCCGGCCAAUGACAACACGGUGACCAUCGAGUGGUUCCAUAACGGUCGACCAGUGGAUGUAGGCUCUCGGUUCCGGACCAUCAAUGACUUCGGAUUCAUUAUUCUGGAAAUUAAGGACCUUCAGGCGCGAGAUGCCGGUGUGUACACCUGUGUUGCUCGCAAUCCUUUGGGCGAAGCCCGCUCCGAAGUCAAUCUACGAGUGCAAACAUUCAAGAGCGUGGUGCUGGAGUCGUCACAGCCGGCGAGUUUGCAAAAAGUGCAGGAGCUGGAACAGCAGAUGCAGAGUGCACACAUUCCGGCGUUUGUGCCGGAACAGCCGGAUGUACCACCGCGAUUUAUUAGCCAGCUGGAUCGACAGGUAGAACUGCAAGAGGGCGACAUGGCUCAUUUCGAAGCGAAAAUCGAACCGACCAACGCGUUGGUCGAGUGGUACCGCAAUGGGCGACCCAUCGUAACAGGUUCUCGAAUCCGAAGUAUCAAUGAUUUUGGAUUUGUGGUUCUGGAGAUCAACGGCGUGACCGCUGAGGACAGCGGACAAUACACAUGCCGCGCUAAAACAUCGGUCGGAGCAGCGGAAACCAGCACCGAUCUCAAGGUCCAGAGCAAGAAAUCUGUCAUUCUGGAAUCACAAAUGCCGGGAGGUGUUAACAUGGCCAAACUCCGCGAACUGGAAACUCCUAAUGCUCCACUACCGGAAGAGAAACCAGUUGUUCGAAUGCCCCCGAAAUUCAUAACGCAGUUGAAUCCUCACGUGCCAGGAGAAGAAGGCGACUGCAUUCAUAUUGAUUGUCGGGUGGAACCGAUGGAUUGUCAGAUCGAGUGGUAUUUCAACGGCCAUCCGCUAAGAUCUGGUCACCGGUUUAAGCUGAUAAACGACUUCGGCUACGUUUCGUUGGACAUUUUAUCCGUGUAUGCCGAAGACAGCGGUGAAUAUGUCGCGCGCGCCGUUAACGAACUGGGUCAGGAUAUCACGCGUUGUACUAUAACCAUUACGGCGAAAGAAAACGUAGUGACGCGCACGCAGUUGCCAGCCGGAAUGGAAAAGGGAGUGGAACGACUCGAAGAAAUUGAGCGGGAAUUAUUAACGAAGGGACCAAUACCGUACGAAGUUGCUGAUCAGUCGAAGCAGCGAUCCAAACCGGAAUUCACAGUUAAGCCGCGACCAGUAACUAUUGAAGAGGGCGAAACCGCCAAGUUUGAGUGCAAGGUUGCCGGAUACCCACGGCCAAGGGUGUCGUGGAUGCUCAACGGACAGCUAAUUAUUUCGGGCUCAUCAAGAUUCAAAAUUAGUUUCGACGGUUAUAUGAAUGUUUUGGAAAUUCCCAAAGCGCGCCAGUACGAUGGCGGAGAGAUCGCGGUCAUCGCACAAAAUCCCGAGGGAACAGCGCAGUGUGUCACCACACUGACCAUUACGACAAAGAGCGAUUACCGGUCUGUGCUGAAACAAAGCACUUCCGCUCGCAGCAAAGUCCCCGUACCUGAUGCCUUCCAGUCGCAUUUAGAGAAAUCGCAGACUGACCAGCAGCAGGGUACAUUCUACCAAGUGGAUCUGCAGUCGGUCCGUCGGCCGGGUGGAGCGCCGCCUCAGCAACCCCAGCGACAAACCUCGACGGACAUAACCAUUGAUUUCAAGCAACAGCAGCAAACCCAAUGGCAGCAGCAACAGCCUCCGAAGCCGCCGACACCCCAAACUCCAACUACACCCCAAGUCGCCCCUAAACCAUUUGGACAGUUCAAUCAGAAUGUGAAUAUCACUUCGAACCAAACUUCCCAGUUUGUUCCGCCAUCAACUCCGCCGGUUGCUCCUAAGCCUCAGCAACCGCCACCGCAAUUUACCUCACAGACCUCGACAACUCAAAACUUCCAGCAACAACAACAAAUUAACCUCCAGCAACGGCCACUGGCUCAACCGGCUCCAGUGCAACAAAAUCAGUUUGUCAGUCAGAGCACGCAGCAACAGCAGCAACAGCAGACCACGCAACAACAGCAAUUCAAUCAACAAAUCACAGUACAACAACAGCAACAACCGCCUGUUGUUCCACCAAAGCAGCCGGCGACGCCUCCGCCCAAAACAGCCGGGCCACCGUGGAUGCGUCAGGGGUCCGUCAAACAGGAAACCGAACAGCCGGCAUGGGUGAAGAAACAGCAAACGCAACAGCAAACUAGUACUGUUGCUGCCCAGUCACUGCCGCCCCGUGCAAUUCAAACCACGUCAGUUUCUAAUCAGCACCAGCAUGGCCAAAUGGUGGAAAGCAUCCAGCAGGAAGAUAUUGAUAUUACUCGAAAGAGAUACGAUGAAAGUCAACAGCGUCCACCGCAGCGCCCAAUCCCGACCGCCUCAGAAGACAAAGAAAUGUCCGCAUCCGAGAUGGAGUACACGCAGCGCUUGCAAAAAGGAAACCUAACGGAAAUCCGCUACGUGCAGCAGCGCGAGCGCUCGGAAAGCUCACGCCGGAGCGUGCAGAAGAUGGUCGCACCUGGACAAGGCCCGCCACCGGCUGAUAUGCAAGCACCAAAGUUCACCCAACGCUUGGAGCCGUGUCGCGUGUCGGAAGGCAAAUCCGGUCACUUCACUUGCAAAUUUAUCGGUAAACCGGUACCAAGAAUAGAAUGGUACAGAGAAAAUUUCCAAAUUAAUCCGUCGCAAGAUUUCCAAAUCACCACAACCAACGAUACCUCGACAUUAUUUAUGCCAGAAGUCUAUCUGGAAGACAGCGGAAACUUCACGGUGAAGGCGCUGAAUGAAGGUGGCAUGUCGCAGAGCACUGCAAAUUUGAUUGUUGAAGAAGCAUAUUCCGGUGAAUCAAGUGGUCCGACUCCUCCCAGCUUCAGUGACACCAUUCAUGACACGAAGGUUAAACUCAGCGACGUGGUUCGUUUGGAAGUUCGUGUCCACGGCUCAGCACCCAUCAGUAUCAGCUGGUUCAAGAAUGGUCAGAAGCUGCAGCCUUCACCUCGUCUGAAGCACGUCAGGGAUAAUGAUCUCCAUCAGCUACUGAUUCUGGAUGCCUUAGCGGAAGAUUCAGGGUGGUACGAUUGUGUGGCGGUUAAUGAAGGCGGUGAAGCCAGGUGUUCAGCCCAAGUGACCGUUGAAGUUGUAGCAGGAGCGGCACCGCCACGGCCGCAACCACAGCAGCAGCAGCAAGUUUUUAACCCCGUUCCCACGCCUCCAAAGCCGACAUCAGCCAAUCCAGCGGCUCCUCAAGUGGUACAAUCACCGGAAAAUGUCACCGUCUACGAAGGCGAAUCCGCAACUUUCCGUGCCAGUAUUGUUGGAACACCUCAGCCGGAAGUGAGAUGGUUUAAAGGUCACAACGUGAUAAAGAACUCCAAGUACUUCCGCACUUUUGUAUCCGGCAAUGUCUGCACACUUGUGAUAACCGAGGCCUUCCAUGAAGAUGAAGGCGAAUAUCGAUGUGUGGCCCGAAGUCCAGCCGGUGAAACCACAUGCUCUGCGUUCCUUAAAGUACUCGGCGAUGCAUCGAGCAGAUUUACCACCGUAACAUACCAAAGUGCAACCGCAAGUUCCCAGCUAACCAGCACGAUGACCAUGCAACUUCGUGGUACUAACAGUUAGAGUGAGUUAAUUGUUACCUAAUACAAAAUUUUGAAUUAUGGCGUGAGCCUUCUCAAGCUGUUUCGAGUGUAACUGGGAUAAUUAAUUGUGGACAUUGACUGAUGUGAAACUAAUGUACUGCUUCCUUUUUUACUGGGUAGCUGCUCUAGUAAGUGCCUAAUAAUGGUCUUGCUCACAUUACAUUGUGAAUCGCCAGACACUGCUUGUUGUAUUGAUGACUGCCGCAUUAGUGACAACAGUAUGUUUGAAAUUUGGUAACUAAAUAGCUAGCAAAUGUUGAUGGUAUAUUACAGUGAAUAAAGUCUUUGUACCGAACCGU
Paramacrobiotus metropolitanus is the source of this 20329-nucleotide messenger RNA. RefSeq names its product titin-like. Gene Ontology annotation, molecular function: protein binding. The record is from RefSeq and is a predicted model, not a curated record. Lineage: Eukaryota; Metazoa; Tardigrada; Eutardigrada; Parachela; Macrobiotidae.